UCCACCACCGCCGACAUUCGCGCGGGAAAUUGACCUCAUUCAUCAGACGUGAACAUGACCUCUAGGCUACACACGGGAACAGCGCACCAAACAACAACACAUCUGACGUCCUUGUGUAGGGUUUCUUUCAUGCACGUGACUACCACCUGUGGGGUGAGCAGAUGCACUGACGUCAUAACAUAACCUUGUAUGUAGCUCAUAUCGUGGCACACAUCUUGGAUUAUUAUGUGAUGUUUUCAGCUGCAGCUAAUUGUCAGUUGACAGUUGGAUUGGUUCAAUUCCGAAUUUGGCGUUAGCGGUUUCAGUUUAUGGAGGUAAACAUUGGCACAAAAAAAAAAACCAUCAAGGAAAGACAACUGCCGUCUCAGCGGGGCGCUUAAGUACCUUGAACACGCCCGGGAUUAAUUAACGGCGGCCGAGACAAAGGCUAAUUAAUUGCUGAUUGUUUAAUUGUUUGGCGGAGCGGCUAUACAAAGGUAGACAUGAAGCUCGGAGUUUUGAUACAUAAUAAAUGCCUAAAGCUUUGGCUGCAGCUAGUUUCAUGACGUCCUAUGGCUGUGGCUACUCAAGCUGUGUGACGUCAUGAAGGACAGCGGAAUCAACAUACAGAAGAGCUGUGGACGAAUGGUGGAAGUCUAUGAUGGACGCAGAUGGCCAGUGGUGAAAGCUGGCAAUGUGUUCAUCAACCACUUGGACACCGUGCAGAAAGUCACGCAGACAGUCCUGCAGAUACCUGCCAUUGGGAGGAAAAAGCGCAACAGAAACAAAUACACAGUGGCUGUAGGCACCAGUCAUGGCCAUGUUCAAACCUUCCUAAAAGACAAGGAUCUUGUACUGGCUGUUUAUGAAAGAUGCCAGGCUGAGGAGAAGUGUCUGCUGUUGAUUGAGAAACCAAAAGAUGCGUCUAAAAAGCUACUGAUGUCCCGGUCAGUCAACAACCUGACCAUGUCAGACACACAGUUGUACAGACACAAGGGGCAGCUUGACCUCCUACCCAUGCACUUAAUCCACACAAACAAAGAGGCCAGCCAUCCAGACAGUCAGACUGCUGACAUCUACGCUACAGAGCCCAGGCACAGGAAGUCUGGCAAGAAAGGCGAGGUCUACAGGAGCACCAAGUUUGUGCCCAUCCCAGAACUGGGUAUCUUCAGCCCUGAGCAGCAUGUACUGCAGAAUGGCACUUAUGCCCAGUACUGCCACGCUAGGGACACCAGGAAACAUGACAGCUCACAACAAAGUCUGAAGGAGCCAGCUCUCACCUACUCUAACUCCAGCUUCAACUCCUCCAUAGACGACAGCUGCAGCAACUGUGGGACACAGGGCAAAGGUCAGCUGCAGGGUUACGACAGGUACGGCGAGGUCUUCCACAGCUGCAUUGAUAUUUCUGUGCUGGGACAAGGGGACCUGCAGCCUAACCCACAGCAUCACCCACAGCAUCACCCACAGCAUCACCCACCGGACAAGAAGCAGCUGCAUGGGGAUCUGCUCCCCCAGACCAGCAGACUGGAGCCAAACCACCGCUCCCACUCCCUGGGGGAUCUGGCCACUGGCUUGACCUUCUCUCUGGUUGGUCAGAAGAAAGUGGCCAGUGAAAUCAACGUGCAGGACAAUUUAAAAAUUGAUGACAAUAAUUUAAAUUCUAAGUUCCAGCAACUAGAGAAUGGAAACGGCUACUCCAGGAGGGUCUACAACCGUCCCGACUUAUCUGUUAGACAUGAAACACGUGUUUUUAAUCAGAAAAAUAUUGAAAAUGGUCUGGAUAAAAAUGAGAUAGUUGUGAAGAAUGUCAAUGAAGGUCAGGGUCACUGGAAGUCCAACCAGCAGCAGAGGGUGUCAGUCUACCAGCGAUUUAACUCCUCACCAGAGGGGGGGACAGGGAGGAAAAACUCAGCCCAGGCCUGCCUGCUGUCUGAGGCUGUCAGCAAACAGCUGUCUACCCUUGCCAUCAACAGCCCCUCAGCCCUGCCUGACAGGAUGUUACCCUCACACAGGAACCCCCUCCUCAAACAGCCACUCACUCUGAGGGAGGAAUCUCCGGUCAAGCCAAAGCGAAGUCUCCCCACAGUCCCUGUGUCGGAGACCUCUGAGAAGAUUAAGCGCAUGACGGAGAUGAUGAAAUCUCGCAUGUCCCGCAUGUCUGAUGGGGGUAGUGCCAAGUCCACACCCACACGCACCAACUCUCAGGAGAGCGCCUCCUCACAUGACAGUGUGUUCAGGAAAAAUUCUGACGAGUCAGGAUCAGAUAUCACUAACAACCAGAGGUUACGGCGACAUAGCAGCACCACCAGCCCUCAGACUAAAUUUUCUCAUCCAACAGCGGUCUUCAACAAUCAAGAGAAGUUGACCAAUGGUCACCGCUUCUUCAGUGAUGGACAUUACUUCAAGUACCCUGCAUGUUGGGAUGAACAAGACGCUAAACCUCAGGUCAUGGAAUGUGUGAAUAAUUCACAAAAUGGACAAUCAGAAAAUGGACAUUAUCGAAAUAUACAUGUACAAAAUGGACAAUCUCAAACUGGAUAUUUUGUAAAUGGACGAUCCCAAAAAAGACAAUUUCAAAAUGGUUGUAGCAGUGAUUCAGUUUUGAGUGAUUUGAAGAGUGUCAGGGAACCUUCAUUUGUUAGAGAGGCCAAAGCAGACAACGGCAGGGUUAGAGGUUACAAAAGUUGCCUGAAUCCUGCCGAUCACUUUUAUUAUAACCUAGACAACAGCAAACCACCCUAUGAGGAGGCAACUCUCUCCCCCGGGGACAGGAGUAGUGACUCCGCCCAAACCUCGGCCACUAAUUACAGUUACAAUGGCAGUGCUUUGGACUCAGGAUACACCACAAACAAUGAAAAUGACAGUAUUAAUGGAAGCUGCAUCAACACGCAGCAUCCGACUACGGAUAUGUACCUUGAUGAUCAUUCCCAGCAUUAUCCACUACAGCAUCAGCAAAGGAAAUUUUCUGACUCUGACUUUGUUGAGUGUAAGAUACAGAACUCAAGCAAAAACCUUGCCACAAGCAACUUAACUCACAUGCGUCUUUAUGGCAGUGUUCAAAAUGUAUCCAGUUACCACUCAGAGAUGAUCACAAGUGAUCCAGGUUUAUUCAGCUCUAAUCAUACACUAGACUAUGAGAAGUACCCCAGGGUAAAUAACAAACUUUCUCUGCCAGACCAAAGAUUCCCUCCCAGCAAGUUCAUGGCCAUGCCCCCUGUGUCUGCACGACCCCUCCCAUCUUGCCAGUUCUACAAUGAUGCUAGUCAGAGCAGGCUAGUAGAAACUAACAUGGCACCCAGGAGUGGGGAGCAAGGAAAAGUUUCAUCAAAUCAAAACGUCCACUUUUCUAAUCAGUUCCAAAAUGCCUUUGACAGUAUUAAUAGAAACAAGCAAGCCAGAGAUGCCUCUGAGAAAAACUUGAUGAAAGAAACUGAAGCGACCAAAUCAAACAUGUCGGCCGUGACCAAAUCAACCAUGUCUGCCACCACAGAUCUCUGUCAGCCAGAAGUUGCCAGAACAAACUUAGCAGGGGAUUUUGAAAGUAGUUCAAACACUUUUCUUCCAAACAAUCAGAGAAAAUUUUUUCAAGGGAUCGAGCUGAAACCAUUUUCUUUCAAAAAGAAAAUCAAGCCCCACCCCCUGACAGUUUCAAGGAGCGGCAGAAGUGUACGAGGGCACACACUCCCAGGUGGUUUCAGGUUUGUUGAACCUGUUGCCUUGCCCAGUCUCACCAUUUUUGACAUGUGCCACAAGUACGACCUGUUCCCCGUAUGCAUCAACCUGCCCCAGUACACAACACUGACCAACCUCAUACAGUUGACAGAGGAGUCAAUCCAGCUGGACUCUACUUCACCUGUCAGCCCUAAAGGCCAGAUGGCCAAGAUAGGAGGGCCAGGCUCUGCCUUUACCCCUGUGAAACACCAGCCAGAGCUGUCAGGGUUGGUGAGUGCCAGUGUGGUGAGUGUUGUCGCUGUUGAUGAGUCAGCUCACAGUGGCACAGAGUUGGGCAGACUUAUCAAAGGAGAUAUCAUUGUUGAGGUAAAUGGCUGGCUGUGCCUGAAUGCAGGUGUUGAGGAAAUAGAAAGAAAUAUGUCUGGCAGCAGAGGUGUACUCACCUUGACAGUGGCCAGGUGCAGGGAGCUCCAGGAAGUCAGGUUCCAGGGUCAGACGGCGCUAGAGCGAGUGAAAAGUCUGGAGGCUGAAAUCUCACGUCUUGACGACAUCAUCCAGCAGAGAAAUGAGAAGAUCCGCCAGCUGACCUCUGACCCUGCAUGGUUCACCCACAAGACAAAUCAACCUGGGACAAAUGAGAAGAUUCGCCAGCUGACCUCUGACCCUGUAUGGUUCACCCACAAGACAAAUCAACCUGGGACGCUGUGCCAGGUCAACGGCCAGUUACCUGUGGAGGGCAUGGUGAUUGGGGAGGACGAAUACGUUGUUUAAGGCACCAGACGUAUGUCAUCCACGACUAGACCUCACACCAGUGUGUUGUAAUGUUUCAAGUAUAGACGCUGUGGCUAUCUUGGCAUGGACUUGAUGGGACAAUACAGCAUUCUCAGUGAACUAUGCUGUUAAUCUUUUAUAGGACAAUACAGCAUUCUCAGUGAACUAUGCUGUUAAUCUUUCAUAGGACAAUACAGCAUUCUCAGUGAACUAUGCUGUCAAUCUUUUAUAGGACAAUACAGCAUUCUCAGUGAACUAUGCUGUUAAUCUUUCAUAGGACAAUACAGCAUUCUCAGUGAACUAGACUGUUAAUCUUUCAUAGGACAAUACAGCAUUCUCAGUGAACUAUGCUGUUAAUCUUUCAUAGGACAAUACAGCAUUCUCAGUGAACUAUGCUGUUAAUCUUUCAUAGGACAAUACAGCAUUCUCAGUGAACUAUGUUGUCAAUCUUUCAUAGGACAAUACAGCAUUCUCAGUGAACUAUGCUGUUAAUCUUUCAUAGGACAAUACAGCAUUCUCAGUGAACUAUGCUGUUAAUCUUUCAUAGAGGAGGUUUUUAUUAAGGGGCUAAGCAUGUUCUAACAGAUAAGUGGAAGGGUUUUGAUUUAUUUUAUAACACAAUUCUAGGAGGGGGAACUCAACUGGUGAAGUGUCAUUAAUGACCUGAUAAGCCAUUUGUAAUGACUGGUGGACAUCAUAAUGGAUGACCCCUACUAAAUAGACUGGUGUACAUCAUAAAUGGAUGACCCGUACUAAAUACAGUGGUGGACGUCAUAAUGGAUGACCCCUAUUAAUGAGUGUGGUGAAAAUUGAUUCCUGUGAUGUUAAUUAUGAGGAUCACCCUAUUAAAAAAAAAAAGAUUUGUUUGAAGAGAACAUCAGAUUGUUUGUAAAAUAAAAUUAUUUUAUUUACAAUUUUUUUUAAAGUGAGUGAGAUUUUGUUGAUGCUAUAGAUGUAUUAGCAUCAAAAUAUACUUUUUUUAGUUUUAAUAUUCUGAAACCAAAGGCAUAAUAAACCCCUUUUUUAAAGCAUGAUUGCUUAUAAGUUAUCUAACCCAAAUAAAUUUCUUAAAUAUGUAAAUUUGGCAUAUUUUAUCUGAAUAUUUGGCUCUAUCUGUAAAUGUUUGUGAGCAAAGAUUUCUCACAAAAUGGUUUGGUUCUGCUGCUGAUGUAUCAAUUCAACAUUUUUUGCAGUAACAUAUUUUGAUGUGUAAUAUACACAACUGAUAUUAUCCAUCCUUAUUUACAUUGUUAUAUUUAUUGACAUUUUGUAAGUCAUUGUUAUUACUGUUACUGAUGUUAUAAACUUUAGUUUUGCCUAUAUUUGUAUAUUUUGUCAUGUUUACAAUCACUUAUACUUUAUAUAACAUAUCCAUACUGCAUUUACCUGCCACUGUAACUAAAAAUAACUACUCAAACAUCUCAGUUUACCAGGCUGUUUCAUUAAACUAACCAGUCAAAAUGUUUAGCCAACUUGUUGACCAGUCUAAAUGUUUAGCCAACUUGUU
Molecule: messenger RNA, 5929 nt
Organism: Physella acuta
Lineage: Eukaryota; Metazoa; Mollusca; Gastropoda; Physidae
Molecular function (GO): protein binding
Source: RefSeq, a predicted model, not a curated record